GGGACCCUUCCGAAAGACCGACAACUUAGUCAACGUUAUAGAUACUCCGUACUUCUCAUUUAUAGUAACUGAAGUCUCGACCGCAUCCUCUCUCACUUUGGUUGGCUCAUUCACGCCGAAACGUCUUAGCAACCACAAAUAGGAAUCCAUUAGCGGCUGCGCUAGAGUUUUUCUCGUUUCUCCUCGGUGUUCUGUGGCCUUUCUUUCCUCGUUCUUUAUGUUGAUCCUUUACUAUAUCCCUGAGUCACUUGGUCUUUUAAUGUCGGAUCUGCCCGCCACACCAGAUUGGGAGCAUUUUUGGUCCCUUUCUCCUCAACAGGGCGGCCAAAUCCUCGCCUGUUAAGUCAAGUCUGAUCCAAUUUCAUUCUCGACGGGCCGUGCAUUCUUACAUCGUGAAGAAUGAAGGCGCUUUCUAAUCCCAUUGAAGACCGGGAUCAACAUGAUACCCACACACCCAGCAAUGGUCAGAUUGUAACGGGCGACAAAAUAGCUCCGGUGGAGUUGGACCCUAGCUUGGCGGACACCGACACUUCGAACCACCAUCGUCAAUCUUCAGAGGAAAGGCAUCCGGAUGAAUCGAACGGUGAUGGAACGAUGGAAAAAGUCGCAACCGGCGCCUCGCUGGGCCGAGUGCCUUCCCAGGCGCAGAAGCUGGGGAAGAAGAAGAUCGUUGUUGUCAUGGCGGCGCUUUGUUUAGUCCUGUUCCUAGCAGCUUUAGAUAUGACAAUCAUUUCCACGGCCCUGCCAACAAUGGCCUCUCAUUUCAAUGCCUCGGAGAGUGGAUAUUCAUGGAUGGCUUCGUCGUAUAUGCUUGCUAAUGCUGCCGCGGUGCCUCUCUGGGGUAAAAUUAGUGACAUCUGGGGCAGAAAGCGGAUUCUGUUGCUGGCCAAUUUUACUUUCCUCGUAGGUAGUUUGAUCUGCGCGUUGGCUAUUAAUCUGCCGAUGAUUCUGGUGGGUAGAGCCAUUCAAGGUGUUGGAGGUGGGGGUAUCAUCGUGUUGGUGAAUAUCUGUGUCUCUGAUUUGUUCAGUGUCCGAGAACGGCCGAUGUAUUACGGUCUUUUCGGAUCUACAUGGGCAAUCGCAGGUGCUCUAGGCCCUAUCGUUGGAGGCGCCUUCACUACCAACGUUACUUGGCGUUGGUGUUUCUAUAUAAAUUUGCCCAUUGGAGGCGUCUCGUUUGUGAUCCUCGUUCUGUUCCUUAAGAUCGAGGCUGAAAAAACCCCGCUUCUAGCCGGUCUAAAAGCCAUUGAUUGGAUAGGUAUCGUCUUGAUCAUGGGAGGGACGCUCAUGUUCUUGUUUGGUCUGGAGUACGGUGGCAUCACUUACCCUUGGGACUCAGCCACUGUCAUCUGCCUCAUCGUCUUCGGAGUAGUAGCGUGGGCCAUCGCUAUGGUGGUUGAAUGGAAGGUCGCAAAAUACCCCGUUAUACCGAUCCGUCUCUUCACGAAUUGGCACAACAUCCUGGUCCUCCUCGUCUGCUUCUGCCACAGUUUCGUGUUUAUCGCAGGCUCCUACUACCUCCCGCUCUAUUUUCAGACUGUACUUCUCGCCAACCCUAUAAUGAGCGGUGUCUACGUGCUUCCGAACGUUCUCAGCCUUUCAUUCACUUCCGCAUGCACUGGUUUUAUCAUUAAAAAGACCGGCCGCUACCGCGAGCUUAUCGUGGGUGGAUUAUUCUUCAUGACUCUCGGCUACGGACUCCUCAUUGACCUGAAAUACUACGCCUCGUGGCCUCGUAUCAUCAUUUAUCAACUAAUCGCCGGCUUUGGCUCCGGCCCCGUUUUCCAGGCACCCCUCGUUGCCCUCCAGGCUAACAUCCACCGUGGUGACGUCGCCGCCGGAACCUCCACGUUCGGCUUCCUUCGCCAAACCUCCGCCGCCAUGUCCAUCGUCCUCGGUACCGUCGUGUAUCAAAAUGUCCUCCGCCAGCAAAUGCCUAAGAUCUCAACCGCGAUCGGGCCCGAGAAAGCCACCGCGCUCGCGUCCUCCUUCUCCGGUUCUCAGGGCGACCUCAUUAGAGCACUCCCGGAAGUCCAAAAGAAUGUCGUCCUAAAAUCAUACACCUUCACCCUGAGCCGGAUGUGGAUCUUCUACACGGCCAUCAUCGGCUUCGGACUACUAGUCAGUCUACUCAUCAGACCCGUCGUGCUCAGCAAGGCACACACAUUCACCAAGACGGGUCUAGCAGAGCAAGAACGCGCAAGACAGGAGAUCCUAGCCGCGCAAAGAGGCGACCCUCAGCCCGAAUCCAAGGAGACCGUAUAAGACCCCCCUCCCUUCUUUUCUUUUCAUAAACAUACACGCUACAGUCUACACGCAUAAUAAACCCUUCUUGCUCUUUUCUUCAAGACUGACGUCCCCUAUCCCCAUAAUGAUUGAGUUGCCAAUACUCCUGGUGGGUAUUAUGAGCAUGUUCAGACCAUGAAAAGAGAAAAAAAAAAAAAAGUUUACUGGUUUUUGCUUAUUGAAUUACCUUAAUGUCUUGCUAUACCCACUUCAACAUGGAUCUUUGGAGUUGCUUGAUAGCUGGAGUUACUGAAAUUAUGUAUAUUAUAUUGGAAAAUGAUGAACUGGAGUAAAUACAUACAUGCAUACAGAUU
Molecule: messenger RNA, 2600 nt
Organism: Aspergillus caelatus
Lineage: Eukaryota; Fungi; Ascomycota; Eurotiomycetes; Eurotiales; Aspergillaceae
Product: MDR family MFS transporter
Exons: 5
Coding region: 400-2265 (621 amino acids)
Biological process (GO): transmembrane transport
Molecular function (GO): transmembrane transporter activity
Source: RefSeq, a predicted model, not a curated record